AUGACUAUGCCAGAGAGCACUACGGUUUUCUUUAAUCUGAGCUUCCCCGUGGAGUGGAAUCAGUCUGACUCCAGACCGGAGACACCUGACAAGGAGAAGAACUGGCCUGCUCUGCUCAUCUUAAUGGUCAUCUUCUUCACUGUGGUGGGCAACAUCCUGCUCAUCCUAGCUGUGUCUCUGGAGAGGAAGCUGCAGAAUGCCACCAGCUUCUUCCUGCGCUCCCUUGCUGUGGCAGACAUGCUUGUGGGGUUUCUCGUCAUGCCGGUCUCACUGAUCAACAUUCUCUAUGACUACGUGUGGCCCUUCCCCAGACCCCUCUGUCCCGUCUGGAUCUACUUAGACGUGCUGUUCUCCACAGCAUCCAUCAUGCACCUGUGUGCCAUCUCACUGGACCGCUAUGUGGGCAUCUGUAACCCCAUCCAACAUAGCCGCUCCAACACCCUCUCCAAGGCCAAGGCUAAGAUCGCCCUCGUCUGGACCAUCUCCAUAGUGAUCUCCACACCCAUCCCUGUGAUUGGCCUGUAUGACGAGGGGAAGGUGUUUGCCAACGGGACCUGUGUACUGAACGAGCACAGCUUCGUCCUGGUUGGCUCCUUCGUAGCCUUCUUUGUCCCUCUGGUCAUCAUGGUGGUCAGCUACUGUUUGACUGUACGUGUUCUGCAGCACCAAGCUUCUGACUUCCUGCAUGGAGGUCAGGCUUCAAUCAACCGUCCGGCCCUACUCAGGAUCACCCCAAGGUCCCCUGCAGGGGACAGUCUCCGUCUCCUCAAACAGGACCCUGCCCCUGAGGCCUUGCCAGCUGUUGGUUCCUCCGACGUUUCCGUCUCUCAAGCCUCCCUUCAACCCAUCUCUCCAGCAGGGAGACAGGAGCCAGGGGGAGCUGGCAUGGCUCAAUCAAUCAAAAAUGAGAGGAGAGCCUCCAUGGUCCUGGGUGUGGUGUUUUUCCUCUUCCUGAUUAUGUGGUGUCCAUUCUUCAUCACCAACGUGCUGAGCGUCUUGUGUGAGGACUCGAUAAUAAGCCUGUGCAAUAAGCCCGUGUUGGCAGUGCUCCUAAAGGUCUUUGUUUGGGUGGGAUAUGUCUCCUCUGGUGUCAACCCACUGGUCUACACUCUAUUCAACAGGACCUACAGACAGGCCUUCCACCGCUACCUACAGUGUAUCUACCACAGCCCGCCAGCCAAGAGCACCAAGAGUAUUUCUGUUAAUACAGUCACGCCUAUUCUAUGCAGUAAAGAUGCCAACGACUGUAGCUGUAACAGCCACAAUGGGCAUAAAGUGGAAAUGAAAGGAAGAAUGGGGUUGGAGAGAGAGGGUACAGGGUCUGGGAUGCUUGAAAAGUUGGCCAGUGUCUGUCCCACCACCGCUGAGGAAGUCAGCUGUGUCUGA
Messenger RNA from Salvelinus namaycush (lake trout), 1386 nucleotides. Its product is annotated as 5-hydroxytryptamine receptor 2C-like. Lineage: Eukaryota; Metazoa; Chordata; Actinopteri; Salmoniformes; Salmonidae. Gene Ontology annotation, molecular function: neurotransmitter receptor activity; G protein-coupled serotonin receptor activity. The coding region runs from base 1 to 1386 and encodes 461 amino acids. The transcript has 3 exons. Gene Ontology annotation, biological process: G protein-coupled receptor signaling pathway, coupled to cyclic nucleotide second messenger; chemical synaptic transmission. The record is from RefSeq and is a predicted model, not a curated record. Gene Ontology annotation, cellular component: dendrite; membrane.